Messenger RNA from Myotis daubentonii (Daubenton's bat), 4412 nucleotides. RefSeq names its product testis specific serine kinase 6 (gene TSSK6). Lineage: Eukaryota; Metazoa; Chordata; Mammalia; Chiroptera; Vespertilionidae. Gene Ontology annotation, biological process: intracellular signal transduction; microtubule cytoskeleton organization; protein phosphorylation. The record is from RefSeq and is a predicted model, not a curated record. Gene Ontology annotation, molecular function: tau-protein kinase activity; ATP binding. Gene Ontology annotation, cellular component: cytoplasm.
CCACCCCUGGCACAGAUUCUGCUCUUUGGCGGUGGUCGGGAGCCCUUGGAAGUAGUAGCCUCUCAUCAGGAACUGAUUAUGAGUCAUAAAGCCCUAGGGCCUUGGAGGGUCCAUCCCGAGGCGGGGUGACGCCCGCGGGGGCCCCCACCCCGAGGUAGGGUGACGCCCGCAGUCACUUCACAAGGCAGAAAUUGUUACCUGGGUAAUAAAAGGCACCGCGGCGGCGGGAACCCGGGAGUGGGCACAUGGGGGUGCGGGUGUGCAGGUGCCAAGCGCCAUGGGUUAGGCCCGAGAUCGGAGUCCGGCCGCCCCCCCGACAGCAGCCGCCUCCUGCUCCCCGUGCGCCCCAGGCGCCACCAUGUCGGGCGACAAACUCCUGAGCGAACUCGGCUAUAAGCUGGGUCGCACGAUAGGUGAGGGCAGUUACUCCAAGGUGAAGGUGGCCACGUCCAAGAAGUACAAGGGAACGGUGGCCAUCAAGGUGGUGGACCGGCGGCGCGCACCGCCUGACUUCGUCAACAAGUUCCUGCCCCGCGAGCUGUCCAUCCUUCGAGGCGUGCGGCACCCGCAUAUUGUGCACGUCUUCGAGUUCAUCGAGGUGUGCAACGGGAAGCUGUACAUCGUGAUGGAGGCAGCCGCCACGGAUCUGCUCCAGGCCGUGCAGCGCAACGGGCGCAUCCCCGGGGGGCAGGCCCGCGACCUCUUCGCACAAAUCGCUGGCGCCGUGCGCUACCUGCACGACCACCACCUGGUGCACCGCGACCUCAAGUGCGAAAACGUGUUGCUGAGCCCUGACGAGCGCCGCGUCAAGCUCACCGACUUUGGCUUCGGCCGCCAGGCUCACGGCUACCCUGACCUGAGCACCACCUACUGCGGCUCAGCAGCCUACGCAUCGCCGGAGGUUCUCCUGGGCAUCCCCUAUGACCCCAAGAAGUACGACGUGUGGAGCCUAGGCGUCGUGCUCUACGUCAUGGUCACCGGGUGCAUGCCCUUCGAUGACUCAGACAUCGCUGGCCUGCCCCGGCGCCAGAAGCGCGGCGUCCUCUACCCCGACGGCCUCGAGCUGUCGGAGCGCUGCAAGUCACUGAUCACUGAAUUGCUGCAGUUCAGCCCGUCGGCCAGACCCUCGGCGGGCCAGGUAGCGCGCAACGGCUGGCUGCGCACCGGGGACUCCGGCUAAACCCGGAAUUCCCACAUACCCGCCGUCCCUAGCACUGCGCAAGCGCGGCCACACGCGAGAAGCGCGCUUCCAGAGUCCCGCGAAGCCGCCGCGCACCAAUGCGCAUGCGUCCUUUCCCCUUUCCUUCUCUCUCCACGGCGGGGGCCACAGUGGCCCCUGUUUGGAAUCUAGUUCCUCCUCCACGAACCGGAGAGCACAUGCGCGUCCUCGAUUCCCCCGCAAGAAGGCCCCGGGAGGGGGCGAGACCAGAGGAUGCUGAAGCAAUGCGCCUGCGCAGACUGAGCGACUGCUCUGCGGUCGGAGGAGGCUGCCAGGUAGAGCUGCCCACUAGGGGACGCACGCUGAGUGCAUCCGUUCCCAGCCUGCCUCGCAGGCCGCCGCGGGACGGCGCGCCCCGGGGCGCCACCCGCGUUGUGAUUUGCAAUAAACUCGCUCUACCUCGCACCUGGCUCUAGCAAUGCCGCCCUUUUACGGAGCGGGGAGAGGGGGUCGCUCCCCGGAAGGCAGGCGCGGGCGCCCCUUUUUAGAGAAAGGUUAAGGUUCUUGCUCCAGUUCUCAAAAGGGAGUUGUGGGAUUCGAACCCGUACAUUUGGGGAUCCCCCCAGCCUGGGAAGAGUCGAAGGGACUUUGACUUUGAGGUCGUUCCCAGGGUCGUGAUGGUCCUGGGAAUAGAAAUGUUGGGCUAGGGAGCAAAGACCCAGCACCCUUCUCAUGUUUUAAGAAGGGGAUGGCGUGGGUAGGUGGGGAGACCGUCUCGAAAUCAACUGAGCAUUUACAGAUAAGGAAAUUGAUGCCCACAUAGAUGUCACUGCCCAUGAACACAGCUGGGAUUUGAACCCAGAUUUAGCUGAAGUAGGAUAGGGAGGUGGUGGAAGCUCUCCUUAGUGAGGGCCCCUUCCUUAGUGAGGGUAAGAGUCUGGAGGGAAAGUCAAGGGUGGGGCAUAAGUCCACUGGACCAGCUGAUUUGUUCAAUUCAUGCAUUUAUUGAACUCCUUCUGUAUACCAAGCUUUGGGACUCAAGAAGCUUAGAUCCAUCCCUGCCUUCAGUGAAGAGGCAAAAGUCAAGUAAAAAAAUUGCAUGGAAAUCUUUUUAAAAUUGUAAGUUGUGCUAAAUGCUGGGGGCGGGGAGUGGGGUGGAGGAUGCCUGAGGGAUUGAAGGAGAUAUCUGAACUGAACCCUUAAGGAAUCAGACACUGGAAAUAGUGGAAAGUGUUUCAUGAGUUCCCAAAAAGGAUGGAGCUGGUGUGUUUGAGUAAUGCCAGGAAGCCCCUGUGGCUGGAAUGGAAAGGAGGUGGAGAGGUAAAUGUGUAUGUCUGGAGAGGGGACCCCAUAUGGCCUGGGGGAGUUUGAGGGUUAUUUUGUUAUGAAGUUACUGGUAUGGGAAACAUCUCCCUAAACCGUAAUCCUGCCUGCUUCCAUCUGAAGCCCAUGACCAGUUUAAGGGGACUAUGCCCCAACCCUGCUCAUUCACUCUCCAUGGCUCUCAGGUGCCCUGGGGAUUAAGUGCCAGCUCUCCUCUCACCCCCUUGAAAUAGGCUGUGAUCCCAACCCCUCGUUUUGCAGAUGAGGAAACAGGCUAAGAGAGGGGAAGUGCCUUGCCUCCAUCUGGCUUUUUCACAUCUGAAUUGAGACAGAAAAACCAACAUUUUGGUUUACACUAGAAGGGUGCCUUUCCUUCCCUGGACCAUAUCUCAGGCUCUGCACCUGGAAAAUGGGGGCAGAAACACAUCCUUGGGGUUGUUGGAAAGGGCUGCGGUUUACUGGAGGACUGCACCUCGAUCCUUCUCAAAGCUCCCACUUCACUCAGAAUAAAACCCACAUCCUCACCCAUCUUCCUCACUGGCCAGCCACACUGCCUUUCUCAUCCUCCACCUGCCAGGCUUGGUCACACCUCUGAGACUUUUCACUGGCUGUUCCCACUCCCAGCAAUACUUUCCCCCUUUUCAUUCAAGACUUGGCCUACAAGUUCACCUCCUUGUCAUUCCAUUCUUUUCCCUCUUUGCCAGUCAUAGGUUCAAUCCCAUUGCCUGGGGUGUGGCACAUGCCUUUUUCUGUUCCUCACUAAUGAAUGUGCAUGAGCAAUGGGGCCAAGAUACUCUUCCACCCCAUGGCCAUAGAGCCAGCUUAGUUUAGAAGGGACAAAAUCUCAGGGAACCCGGUGGGUGUACCAUUUGUUAGCUGGAGAAACAGACUCACCCCUGGGUCCGCUGAGGAACCUGUGGCUGAUCAGCAGACUCACUUGAGGGCUGAGUGCAGAGCCCCUAAGAAAGCACUUCAUAAGUGCAUUUCCCGCAGCCAGUACUAGAGCGUGGGGCAUCAGUAAGGACGUCACAGGUAGACUGUCUGGGUUUGGGUUUAAUUUCUGUUACCAGUCAUGCCUGCUCAGGUGAAACUGAGCUGGCUGUUGGGAAGGGCAAUUAGCACCCACCACCAGAGGCAGGGAUGCUUCAACAACAAAAACAAGAACCAGAAAGAAAAAGAAAAAAAAAAGGAAGCACCCAGGAAAACACUGGUAACAGACUACCCAAGUGAUCAAGUGAUCACAGGUCUCAGUAUGAAAAACCUGAAACAGUGUCAACCUCUAUAAACAAAUUUUCACAAGCAAUUGUUCAUUUCAGGGCCUGGCUGGGGGGCUCCAUCUGUACUUAAAACCUGAAUCUGUAACGCUGUGUCCUGCAGCAAAGACUAAGGGGAGCCACGCCUGAAAUCACUCUGGAAAAACCACGCAGGGUGGAAACUGGAAGGGGCUAAGAGCCAGCCCAAAGGGAAAACCCAUUGGCGUCUCAGCCACUCCCCAGGCCACAGAGCUCCUGGUUUUGGUGGGGAUGGAGGCUCAGAGGUGAGAGCACAGUGCCCAGCUGGGGAGGACUCCCCCCACAUGGUUAGUGAAGCCCGAAGGAAACCCAAGAAGCAGAUUUCUUACCCUUUGCUUCCACCUUAACAAAGGGUCGGUCACUCUGCUGCCCUUUCCCAGUUCCUAACCUGCCCCGUACAUGGACUAAACAAAGCAGGAAAACCAGAGCCGAGGGACAAAAGAAAAAUAUAGCCAACACAUCAUUUCUUUAUUGUGCUUCAGAUCUAAAACUUCCUUGUGACAUCAUGUAUAGCCAUUUAUUCCAGCCUCUGUUUAUGGAACUUUUAUUCUCGUUUGGUGGUCAACUUUUUGGUUUUACAUUAUCAUCAAAGAUUUAGUCAAAGUAAAUAGAAGUGACCCACCUCCCCAAAUCUACCU